ACCAUAACAUAUUCAUUCAUCUCCAUAAAAACACACACACUCACUAACACAAUUGAAUUGCAUUUCCUCUAUCAAAAUUUCCAAAUCAUGGCUACCUCAAUGCUUGUUAAGAUCACUUGUUUGUCUGUGAUAUGCUUGGUUUUGGCCAUUCCAUUAGCCAAUGCUGCCAUUGCUUGUAAUGACCUGCUAGAAACUUUAUAUCCAUGCGUUGAGUUUAUUACGAGCCCCGGUUUCUCUGAUCCCUCUUCACCAUGUUGCGAUGGGAUUAAGCGUAUAAAUGACGAAGCUAUAACUACCCUUGAUCGUCAAAAUGUUUGCAAAUGCCUCAAACCCGUUGUGCCCGUCUUACCUGGACUCAAUCCUGAUAACUUUGCUACCCUCCCUGAUAAGUGCGGUGUCAACUUACUGUUCUCGAUCAGUCCUCAUAUGAACUGUAACAAGAUAAACUAGCAGGGCUUGCACUUGAUGAAUGAAUAAAUAUUUGGUUUGUGGUGAUAACCAAAAGAGAAUAAAGGAAUUGAAUUAAUUUCUCCGACUGUAACCAAAUCCCAACUGGGGAUCUAUCUACUAUGUAUUUUGAUCAUAAUAAUUAAAAUAAAGGACAUUUGGAUCCACUGUUAUCUCUCAUGA
This is a messenger RNA of Medicago truncatula (barrel medic), 630 nucleotides long. RefSeq names its product non-specific lipid-transfer protein Cor a 8. The record is from RefSeq and is a predicted model, not a curated record. Bases 88 to 450 code for a protein of 120 amino acids. The transcript has 2 exons. Gene Ontology annotation, biological process: lipid transport. Gene Ontology annotation, molecular function: lipid binding. NCBI's taxonomy places the organism in Eukaryota, Viridiplantae, Streptophyta, Magnoliopsida, Fabales, Fabaceae.